AUGAAAUGCCACGGUUGUCUUAAGCUUAUUAAGGAUUUGAAUAAUAUAAAAUGUUCAUCUUUAACAUGUAGUAAAAGUUUCUGUUCUUUAUGCAUCAAUCUUACGGAACUAUCAAUCGAGAAGAGGAGCAAAUGGAAAUGUCCUGAUUGCUGUGCCAAUAAGCGAAAAAUUGGAGAUAAUAGUUCAACACCUGUGCGCUCAAAUGAGGACGACUCAAACGUCACUUUGCGAAAAAAGGCUGAUACACAAACUAUUACGGGAAUGAAUAGUGAAGUAAAGGAACUUAUUGCCGAAUUUCGAUUGCUAACUCAGGAAUUAUCCUCCCUAAAAAAACAGCUUGAAGACACUACAGCUUCUAUGACAUCCUGCCAGAAACGAUUAGAAGAACUCGGGUCAGCGAUAGCUAACAAUGAUAGUCGAAUUAAAAAGCUUGAGGAUCGUGAGAGAGAGACUGAACUGUUAAAGGGUACAGUGAAAGAACUACAACAAGAAUUGAAUAUAAAAUCUCAAAACAAUAUCAGUAACGAACUAGAAUUAUGUGGUAUCCCCGAAAUUAAUAAUGAGAGCUUACAACAUGUAGUUCUUUUGGCUGCGCGGAAAGUAGGAGUGGACCUAGAAGAUGGUGACAUAGACUGGGUUAUCCGCGCUGGGCCUCGUGUUAAGCGAGUAAUUACCAUGGAAAAUAACUCUCAAUUCCCUAGACCAGUUGUUGUUCGCCUUCUACGCAAGACAAAGCGAGAUCAGAUAAUUAAGGCUGCGAAAUCAAGACGGAAUAUAAAAAGCACAGACCUUGACAUUCCCGGAACACCUUAUAAAGUUUUCUACAAUGAACGCCUAACAAAAUAUAACCGUGAGCUUUUUCGUGAGGCACGAAGAAUGGCUAAACAACAUGGUUUCUCGCAUUGCUGGUGCUCACAAGGUACCAUCUUUGUCCGAAAAUCGGAAGGGAAGCCAGCCCGACCUGUUCGAAAUUUUGAUGAUCUCUCUAUUGUUUUUUCUAAAUCAAUU
Molecule: messenger RNA, 1008 nt
Organism: Brenthis ino (lesser marbled fritillary)
Lineage: Eukaryota; Metazoa; Arthropoda; Insecta; Lepidoptera; Nymphalidae
Source: the annotation of a GenBank genome assembly